AUGGGCAACGUUACAUCCCCACUGUCGUUUGAGGAGUCGGGGGCAGCUGAGAUGCGAGAUGCAAUCGAUUCAAUUACCACACCCGGCACCGUAAACGUCAGUGUAAGCACGUACGGUGUCUACGGCAAGGCGUGGCACGUUACAUUUGCGGCAAAUCAAGACCAGGAUCAAGACACUAUGUUCAUCCAACACUCGCGUCUGACAGGUCAAAGUGUAUCAAUUGGCAUCUAUUCCAGAAUUACGGUAUUUACAGCAGCUAAGGAGAAUGAUAUCAGUGGCUCCUUUCGAAUAACGAUUAGCGGCGAGACCACCGAACCUAUUGGGUACGCUGCUACGCACAUGAAAGUCACACAAGAGCUACAAAAACUUUCCGUCGUGGAUUCUGUGAUGGCGCUUGGAGACAAAACGUCCGGUGAUGUUGGUGUUUACUCUUUAGAGUUUACCGCCGAUGCGACUGCUAGUAGUAGUAUUUUGACUAAUGUGAAGCUGGGUGGAUCGCUGUUUGACCCGACCAAGUUCUUAGCGAUUGGUGAAACAGUUAUUAUUGGCUCAACACCUUCUUCGUACACUAUCAAGUCAAUAACCAUGUUUGAUAUCACACUAAAUAAAAUCUUUCCAGCUUCAGCGACGUCUCAAAACUAUGUCAUUUUUGCUGGAUCAAUUACAAAACAAACUGGACCUUUGCCUGGAUAUGUUGCGAUUUCGUCUUUGAUGCAAAUUGUAGCAGUAGAGAAGGGAAGUAACGUGUUUGAGCUACCAACUGACCACUGCUUGGUUAUCAAUAGUGUAUUUUAUAUCGGUAACACUAAAUUUACGGCAACUAGUAUAUCUGGAACAAGAGUUACGACUGACGUUUUGUAUGUGGGCGACAGUAUCUUCGCAAGCCAUCCGAAAUUGUACGCCUUUGAUAAUACACUCCACACCACCGAAGACUUAAGACAACUAGUCAGCAUUGGUAACGAUUUGUGGCUUCCGUCCGUGUCCUCUGAUAUGAACAAGUACACAGUCAUUGCAGUCAAUGCCAAUUAUUUACAAGUGACCGGUAUAUUUACAGAAAGCAUAGCAAGGACUCGGGUAUAUCAUGUUACUAGUGGCCGAAAGUGGAAUCUUGCCUUUCGUUCUUACGCUGGAAGUCUGGAUACUUUUGACGCCAUUCCAGAACAUGAUUGGCGAGGAUCUGAUGCUCGAAUUGGAGUGAGGAACUCGAAAGCAAUUCGUCCGAAUAUCAUUGGCCUCGGAAAUCCAGCAUCGACACAAACAAUUCAUUUAGAGGUUCAGGACGUUGCGAUAGCGACAACUUAUACGCUUAACUUUGCAGGUAAAACUGUAUUGAUGACGGGCACGACAAACCCCAAGAAUAUACCGUGGGCUACUUUGAACGAUGAUUUAGAAAACGCACUCACGACGCUCGAUAACGUGGACGGCGUUAGCGUCAUUUCCACAGUAACGGGAGGUACUGUCGUCCAUGCCAUAUCGUUCUGGGGGACUUACACAAUGAAAAAGCUGCCGCUUCUUGUGGUAACACCUGCUUCGGUCAAUUUAAACGCGUAUGUUCAGGGGAAUGAUGCAGUUGCAGUGACUAAACACGACAAUUUGAUACUUAAAGGUAGUCAAGACUUUGCGUUUCGUAUCUUUGCACGUAAUUCAAAAGGUAUCAGCAAUUCGGUGUUAGUAUUGGAAGCUCAAAUACCGACAAGUUCCCUUAUUCCUAGUCCUCCUACAGGCGUAGCACUCGGUUCAUUCCAUGGGUCAACGUGGUUAUCGCUAAACUACCGGGCUCCUUUAUAUUCAGGAGGAGCGAGGGUGACCAUGUACAGAAUCGAAUGGGAUUCGUCUUCGAACUUUGAUAUUUCAAGUAGAGAUUAUGGCGUGGUAAGUAUUCAGGAAACAUCAGAAGUCCAGCAGGUGACAACGACUUACCGUACGGCAACGGGUGCUGGUGGCACCUUUACGCUUGCUUGGGGUGGCCGUAAGACGGCUGCGUUACCGUUUGAUUGCUCAAUAAGUGAUAUGGCGGAUGCUCUUGCAAUCAUCACGAAUACAGGUAAUGUCGCUAUAGAACCUGUGCUUGUCACCAGAGCAGACGUGGCAUGGGGAUACGUUUGGAAGAUCACAUUUUUACAUAGCCGAGGCGACUUGGCCUUACUGGUUGCCGAUGGAACGCAAUUGACAGGCGAUUCUCCUCGGAUCUGUGUCGACGAAAUCGUCAAAGGUUUCAGUGAUCUCGCAAUCGGCGACUUUACCCAUGAAGUCCAGGAAGUCGUUUCUGAUUCUGUAUCCCCCAUUGACGGUUCGUUUACGCUGACAUUUGAUGGAAAAGAAACGGUGCCGAUCUUUAUCAGUGCGUCAGCAUUAGAGAUGCAAAUAGCAUUGCAGCUAACCACUACAUCGUACUCAAUUAAAGUGUCGAAAGCAGUACGAAACGUGGCACUGAAUACUGCGAUUUGGACCGUCACGUUUGCCUAUCUUCGUAGCGGGGAGAUAGUGGGAGCUGGUAAUGCUUUCAAGAUGACGGUGACAAAUUUGCAAGUAACAGGGACCAAAGCACUAGUAUAUGUUGCGAACAAAAUUACGGGAUCCGACCCGUUUCGCUUUACAAUUACAAACCUUCGACCAGGAAUCGAGUACUUUGCCCAAGUUAUGGCGUACAACGCAGAUGGCUUUGGCUCAGCAAAUUCACCACUAGCCAAGGCCGUAACGUGCACUCAACCUUCAGCUCCUCAAUCCGUUACAGCUACAGUAGUCGACGGAACAAGGCUACAAGUUGACUGGACCGCAAGUACCACUAGCGGAAAGCUCUGUAGUAUAGACAGGUACAAGGUGGAAUGGUACCGUGCUGAAGGAGUACAGGAACAGCAAACUAUUACAACAUCGGCGAGUAAAGGGGUUCCCGAGAUACAGCGAUUGGUCAGCUCUCAAUCUGUAAGUGGGUAUUUCAAACUGUCUUAUAAAGGAGAAAUCACAGAAAAUAUUCGAUGGAAUGCCGAAGCCAGUGGCUUAAACUCAGUGAAAGAACGUCUCGAACGACUGUCUACCAUCGGUACGGUAGCUGUAUCAAAAACUGACUCGACACGCGUUGUGGGUGGGUUGCUUGUGACUGCGACAGCUACAACUGUCACAGUUCAUACGACGUCUAUAUCUACGCUAGGCGCUUCACUAUUAGCCCAGGGCGACGUAAUUUGGAUUGCAGGGAAUAAACGAACAAUUACCGCUGCUGUUGGACCUACAGACACAACUUUUUCAAUCGAUACAGCUCUGGAAGUGACUAUUCCCGUGCCGGUAUUCAAAAAAGCGUUUGGAUAUGAGUGGAAAAUUACUUUUCUCGCAGGCCACGUAGGUCCGCAAGAGCUAAUUGAGGUAUUUCCAAGUGACAGCUGGACAGGAAACAAUCCUGACAUCAUUGUUGACUUGGUACAAAAGGGUCUUCAACCAAUAAGCGGGACGUUUAAAGUUGCCUUUGGUAAUGGCGAAUUGUCGGAUAGUACCCCACCAUUGCCGCACGAUGUCUCUGCUACUGACUUACAAAAUGCACUGGAAAAUCUGGUCACGAUUGGUGCCGUUAAUGUAACUAGAUCCGCAAAUGGAUACGGAUACAAUUGGGUAGUCACAUUCUUAUCGGAAAUGAAAAGUGACUUGACAUUAUUAAGCGUUGACGGAACUCUACUUCAAGGUCCUGGGGCAAAGAUAUUAGUAGCUCGCACUCGAAUUGGUGUUCAACCUUUAUGGUAUUGCGAGCGAAACGGAGGUACUGGAACAUUUGUCGAAGUUGGAGUGCCAGGACAGCUACGCUAUCUGAUCACUGGCCUAACUACCGGUGAGAAGUAUUCCAUAUUUGUACGAGCUCACAACAUUGAAGGAUACGGCUAUGCAGGUCGCAUUGCUUCAGCCUUUCAGAUCCCGCGAACGAUUCCUUCUGCUCCUCAAGCUGUAGAAUUGCUGACUCUCUCAAGUCGACUUCUGAAAGUACGAUGGAAUGCUCCUAAGAGCAAUGGUGGAGCCGCUAUAAGCAUGUAUCAAGUCCAAUGGGACACAUCAGAAAACUUUACGAAUCCAAUGAAGGCAGACGUGCUUGUCGCACCAAUAGAUAUCGAGCCAUUCUACUACAAUAUCCCAAUACUGUCUGUAAAAAAGUAUUUUACUCGAGUAUUUGCAAUCAACACUCAAGGUGAUGGAGCAUUUGGUGUGCCACGUCCAAGUGGUGUCAUACCCGCAGAUCGUACACCUGGAAGAGUAGAAGGUGCAAUUGCAACGAUCUUGUCAGGUCAUGCCAUAUUAGUGGAGUGGAAGCCGUCUUCAACCGAAAGAGAUUAUUUUGGAGGUGAUGGUGGUCUUGUGAUUACUCAGUACAUGAUCGAAUGGGACCCUUCACCAGGCUUUGACUCGCCUGCAACGUUUGGCCUGGUGGAUGGAACAAAGCGCUCAUAUAUUAUUGGUGGAGAUGACGCUUUUACUGGUAUACGAUCUAGUAAACUCACCGCUAAUUCUACGUACAAUAUUCGAGUCACUGCAUUCAAUGCUAAAGGUGCUGGUGCUUCGAGACGCACGAUCCCGUCAAAUGUUACUGUCACCGAUCAACCGCCCUCGCCGCCGCAAAAUCUAACGCUUUCUGUAACGUCUGCAACAUCAGUGCAAGCAGAUUGGAUGACCCCGCUAUAUGACGGUGGAGAGACUCUCAAGUCCUACCAAGUUGAUUGGGAUGAUCAAAAUGAUUUUUCAAGUGGAGAAAGCAGGAGUGUAACAAUCCCAAUUAUUCGUGAAAUGCAGACAAUGAGACUACAGAACGACGUCGUAAAUGAGGAACAAUUUGUCGAUGUUACCGUUAAGGUGACAAACGAAGAGCAAGUGGUACGUACAACAUUUUCAGGAGUGGAUGAAGUCCAAAUGAUUACUACGACUAACGAUGUAGUAGUCGACGAAGUUCAGACAGUAGUCACCUCAGCCACCGAUCGUAACGAGGUUCAGGAAUUGCGCUUAGAUGGCGAUGAUGUAGAUGAGAUUCAAGCAAUUCGAACAUCCGUGUCUGAAAUCCUCGAGGUACAAACGUUACAAGUUGGUGUGCCACGCACAAGCGAAGUCCAAGCAAUCACAUUAACACUGCCAGGGGCGUUCGCCACUCCCGCUACGAGCAUUGGGGGGACAAUUUACUUUUCUUUUGACAGCAGCGUUUGUACCCACUGCGUAAAGAAAAUGUACCAGCGCACAAUUAAUCUCGUCUCAUCGCUUCAGGAUACAACAGCCUCAAGCGCAGCAUUGACCGUAAAGAAUGCACUGAGUGACCUCGCUAAUAUUGAUACCGUCGACGUCACGAGAACACAAAAUGCAGCCGGACCAGACCUUACGUACGUUUACACAAUAACUUUUUCUGGUCUUGAAGUGGGUGGCAACGUUCCUCCGCUUGCUGUUGACGCGGCGAUCACAGUCGGAGGAAACGCAGUGUCUGGCUUACCAACACAAGGUACUGAAGUGUCAGCUGGUAGUGAAGUAAGCUACGCGUCCAAUGCCAUUUUUACAGUCACAUAUACGUGCGAAUCGUAUUCAGACCCGUACGCCAUUACGACGUUCAGUAAUGCGUGUACUCCAAGCAUUUCUGCUCGUAUUUGUGCUGGAUGUGUGACAUCGUUUGCUGGCGGUAUCUUUACAGUGUCACAAGAUUUAAGAUUAAAUACUUAUGUCGUGACCGGUGCAAAGCUUUUAGCAGGCGUAUGCUCUUUUGAAGCAGGAACGGUAGUGAAAACCUCUACGUCGACGACCAUAACAGUUGCUGUGAAUGACGUCGGGUUAUAUUGUAGCGAGUUUUCUGCCAAAACUAUGGAUUUGUAUAAAACCCCGCAGAUUUCUCGCGACAUUCCGUUAAAGACAGCUGCGACAACUAUUUCCAGUGCCAGUAUCGUAGAAGGUCUCCUAGUGGGUGCAAUUGACUCUCUUAUCGUUGCUCGUGCCGAAUUUGUCGACACUAGUUUUGUUGGAUCAGUGUAUACCAUAACGAUUCGCAAACGCUCCGGCACAAUUCCACUUUUAUUGUGUUCGGCCGCAGGAAGUGUUACAUGUUCAGUUGCACGCACGGUUACCGGUAGUAUGAUAACGGGCUCGUUUCAGAUCGGGUUGAUCAGUGAGGCUGAUGCAAGCCAAACUCUAUCCGUUCCAACCCCGUUGUAUAGUGGAAAUGUUCUUUGGGAUGUUUCCGAAACCGAACUGAAAAAUCUGUUGGAAUCUGUCACUCAGGGCUCAAAACAAGUUUUUGGAAGUGUGACCGUAAAGAGAACAGUUUUUGCUCCUACAGGAAACAAAUGGUCGGGUGGAUUUACUUGGCAUGUUACUUUUACAAGCCGGGGAGGGGACAUCCCAAUAAUGGUAACGAGGACAGUCGUUUCUGGUACUACGACACUAUCGACACCAACGAAUGGAGUACCGACUGCAGAUGUUGAAGACGCAACACAUCCACUUAAUCCAUUCGCUUAUAGUCGCGACGGCAAUCAAGUGAUGGGGACAAUCACAUUCAAAUUUCGGGAGGUAACAUCGCCCCUUGCAUGUACGAUUGGCGUAGACACUUCAUUAGCGACGCUUGAUAGUAGCGUGCGAGACACUAUAUUAGAGACAUUUAUCCAGUCAAAUCUUCUCAUUCCAAGCAUCGAAAUUAUACGAUCUGCAGUAACUCAAGCGAGGGGAUUUAUAUGGACAAUUACGUUUUCACACUUUUCAACAGGAGGUGACGUUGGAUUACUCGAGAUUGUAUCGUCACAAUUAACCGGAAAGAGUAUUCGAUUGGGAGUUUACGAGACUGUGAAAGGGAAUCAAUUAAGUGGCACAUAUCAGCUCAGUUUCAACGGAGAGACAACGGCUCCUCUCGCCUUUAACGCUGAAGACUCGGAGGUGCAAACGGAGCUAAACAAACUUGGAACGAUCAAACCGAGCAGUGUGCUCGUGUCUCGAGGAGCUCCCACGUCGAGUCAAGUGCUAGGAUUUACGUGGUAUAUCACAUUUCAUUCCUCUGUUUGGGCUGAUCCGACCAGUGAUCAUGCCGAUGGAAUAGAUGGAAACUGGAAGAGCUCAUCACCAGCAUUGUGGAACGAUGUAUGGGAAUCAGGCUACUCAAAAGCUUGGGGACGGCAUGUCGGUCAUACUUUUCCAUUGAACUGCAUUGCCGAUAGUCUUACAACAACGGCCAAUGAUGGAAGUCAAAGCUGUGUAUCAAGUGUAUCAACCACGGGUAUCGGACCCAUUCGUGGCACUUUUAGUGUUUCGCUCGACACACGAGCGCUGACAUUUGCUCAUAUGGCAAUUAAUUCGCUGGUGAACAGUGAGGGCAUUGUACACAAUGCGUACGCUACCAAGGAAGAAAGCAAAAAUACCGGGACUUCAGUCGAAGAAGUUCUAGAACGAAUGGCAAAUGUAGGCGAUGUCGAUGUCUCAAGAGGGGAUGUAAACAGACGAACGGGUGGCUAUUCGUGGACAGUUACAUUCCUUCGCGACGCCAGUGAUGCACUUCAUCCAUGUGAGCAGCUAGAUGAACGGGCUGGCUCUUUGCUGUGCAAUGCACCAGGCAAUGUCCCUUUACUUACUGGUAUAAGCGCGGCUCUGACUGGAUCCAAUUCACUUGUCACUGUCGCAUCCGUGAAUGAUGGGUCACAUUUGCGUGGAGAUUUUACCAACUUCUGCGUCGAGGGAGAUGCGGGUGUAGCUGCGAGAUACCUUGUCAGUGUCGUCUGUACAAACGCACCAGGUGCUGUCGCACCAGCCGCAACAUCGUGCUCAGUAUCAUCGCUCACAAUUAAGUCUGCGGGAGAUCAACUUGUCAAGCACUUGAUGCCUCAAGAUCGAAUCGUUGUUGGCACCUUUACAAAUUGCGUUUUUCACGUCACUGCAGUAUCCACCGUGACAAUCAGCGUCACGACUGAAUUAUGUAGUGACAUGGAUACUAGCAACACAGGAGUAUCAAUUUGGUUAGGCCUUUCAAUUUUAUUACCGUGGAAUGCAGAUGAAAAUCUUGUCAAGCGGCAGUUGGAGGCUGCGGCGACCCGGUCUGGACGUCAGGUGAGUGUACGUCGAACAGUACACGGUAAGUAUGGUGAGAUGUCUUGGCUCAUACGCUUUAUUUCUAAUCCGACGUUUACACCACCUGGAGCUGGCAAUUUACCUGAUAUAACAACGGCGUUUGCUGCCGAAAUCGGUUCGAGUAACUAUGAUGUGACUGUGACUCAAGUAAUACCAGGAUCUGCAGGGUUGAGCGGCUCUUUUCUACUUGAUUUUCACUCUUCGUCCUUUGGUCCCCGAGAAGUUGCCUUUGAUGAAGACCCAGAACGUUUACAGCUGAAACUAAAUGAAAUGGACUCAAUCGGUCGAGUAGCAGUCAAGCGCUUGAAGUUACCGUCUCCGGCAACUGGUUGUACAGUUGCAUCCUGUUCCGGUGGGUGGGAUGAUAUAUAUGUACAGAAGCCAGGGACACGAGGUGGGUAUCGUUGGAUUAUACGCUUCAUACAGGUAACGGGAGAUUAUCGAGGACACUCAUUCCCCCCUGGUAGCGGUGACGUAGCUUCUUUGUCUGUAUCCCGCUCAUCCCUGCAAGGUACUGAUGUGUCAGUCGAAGUGUUCACGAACGUCUUAGGUUCAUUGCCUGUCAAGGGGACUUUUCGUAUCGUACAGGCUGACCGAGAAACCUCGGCACUUGCUUAUUCGUCUCCCUCAGAAGCAAUUAAGGCUGGCAUUGAAGGGAUGGGCAUGUAUGGACAGGUUGACGUUACACAGACGUACUUACUUACCCAAAAGAUUCCUGGUGCGACUGCAAUCGUGGCUCAAGACGGUGUGAAGGCUACGAUUGUUGGAAUUGAAGACAUCAGGCAAUUUGUUGCGCCCACUGACAUCAUUCGCUUUGGAUCUGAAUCGGCGAAUAAUUUACCGGGAACGAAUGGGGAUGCACCAUUUACCGGCGUUAUUGAUACCUCACGCGUGCGCGUGACGGCUCGAUCUCCGAUCGUUGCCACUUCCGAAGCCGUAGUCAAAAGAAUGCUCUUUCCUGGAAUGAAGUUACGUAUUGACGGAUUAGAAUAUACGGUCCAGCGAACUGGAUAUGAAGUUCAGAGUAUCACAGUAACCAAGCCAUCAGGCACAUGGUCAACCGCGUACGUUGCAAACACUUUUCAGCUGGAAUUGACUCGAAACGGCGUCACCAAGCCCCCAACAAGUUGCCUUCGAUUUAAUGAAGACGCAGCGACAGUACAAGCGGCCAUAUUUGGUCUUUUGUUUGCAUUCGAUACCUCUGCUACAGCGGAUGAUGUCUUAGUGUCGCGCGUAGGUCCUGUCACUAUUGGUACAGCUGGAAGUACGCGCAUUGGGUACGUAUAUUCAGUGUACUUUGUUGGAGAAUCUGUAGCUGGAGACGUGGCCGCAUUAAAGCCUAGGACUUGCGGAGGUAUUGGUGAUGCUACCGUCACAGUCGACGUUGUUACACAUGGAGGUCAAGUCCCCCAUCAACGCUUGAUGUUGGCGACUGAUCACGGUCAAGUCAGAGAUACAAAAGGGUUCUUCCAGUUGAUGUUAAACUCACAGACCUCAAGUUGUUUGAAGUGGGGAGCUCCGGCUAGAGACAUAGAACAAGCACUUGAAAAUGCUCCACUGUCUGCUGGAAAUGUGAUAGUGACUAGAAGUGGCAAUGGGACGUCUAUUACCGAAAUACAACGCAUUCGAAUGACUGCAAAUGCAGUUGUGACAUCCACCCAUGGUCUGUUCAGAGUGCAGCUAACUUUGAAUGAUAAAACGUCCAUUACGUCUUGUUUGAAUUACGGUGUUUCUGCUCAAAAUCUCGAGACCGCUUUAAACGGCUUAACGAACGUAGGAGCGCUAGCUGACAUGAAUCACAUCAACGUUACUCGUUACGGUGAUGGCAGGGCAGACUGGGGCUAUGGCUACGAGUAUGUCAUUCAUUUCCAAGGACCAAUCGGCGGAGGGACAAGCCGGGUUCUUGGAAACGUUCACCAGCUUGUAAUUGGUAGUGUUGCUACUGGAGCAUGCAUCAGUGGAGCUCAGGACGGCGUCUAUCCAGCUUUACUUGCUGAAACAAUCCGACAAGGUGCAUCAGGAUUCACGUACGACAUAUUCUUUUUGGAUCACAAAACUCGCCCUGUCGUGAACUUGAUGUCGUUUAAAAGUAGCGAUAAUGGGGAUAAUGUUUGUGGUGACGGUUGGAUGCACGAUGGCGGGAGUGUUCGGCAAGUGUCUUUGGAGAUGAAAGAGCUUGGAGGGAGCAGUGAAAUUCAGCUUCUGACUAUCAAAGACCGAACUGCCACCGGGGCUUACGUCAUUAGGUUUGGCGGCCAAUCAUCGUCUUGCCUUUUAUUCACAGCGCCAGCAAGUGACGUAUCUGAUGCGAUCAAAACUCUUACGUCCAGUGCUGUUGGAGACAUCCUCGUUACUCUAAACUCUGACGAAUUGAUUUCUCCAAAUCGCGUAAAUUACCGGAUUACUUUUGUUGGGGAGCUUGUCACAGGGAAUAUUCCUUUAUUGGGUAUCAUUCAAAGCAGCGAUACAGCGUGCGCUAACACAGUGUCAACAUCAAAUGUAGUUGUGGAAAAUCUACUGGAUGGAGGAAUUGUCUCGAACGAAUUUGCACUUACAGGUCCGUAUGAUGGAGAAAACUUUAAUUCGCUACAUGUGGCCUACAGUGUAUCUCAACACUUUAGUGUGAUGGAUGAUCAAUAUGAGAUCCAGCAAAUGGUUGUCUCGAAUCCAAGUAAUGAUUUUGUGACCGGAGAAACGUAUAAUUUGAGAGUAUUUGGAAUCAACACAAAUUCCAUUUCGUGGGAUGCGAGUGAAUCGAAUCUUCAAUCAGAACUUGUUGUUGCUGUACAGACAGCAAUUAGUCCAACUGUGGUGGUGGUACGUCUGUCAAUGGAAACGUGGCAGAGAUCUCAGUGGUUGCGGUGA
This is a messenger RNA of Plasmopara halstedii, 10917 nucleotides long. Its product is annotated as Projectin/twitchin and related proteins. The record is from RefSeq and is a predicted model, not a curated record. NCBI's taxonomy places the organism in Eukaryota, Oomycota, Peronosporomycetes, Peronosporales, Peronosporaceae. Bases 1 to 10917 code for a protein of 3638 amino acids. Gene Ontology annotation, molecular function: protein binding. The transcript has 2 exons.